GCGUGACCAGAGUUUCCAGGGUAACGUCGCUUGUUAGUACACCGACAUGCACAGGCGGAACUUUAGCCACAUUUCGAUAAACUAUAUUUUUGUCUUGAUUUUGAUCUUCAAACCACAAUACAUAAUAGUCUAGUUAAUUUUUAAACCGUUUGUAUUGUAAUUUAAUUAUAAAUAUACUUUACUAGUACUGUUUUGACAUAAAUCACGUGAUGUUCACUAAAGAGCUUUAUUGCACCAGGUUUAAACCUAAAACAGCUUAACGUUAAAACAGCACUUAAAACUGCUACUGCCGAAUGAAUGCGGAAACUGGAUGCUGUUUUUCUAAAACUCUGAAGAUGUUUUUUAAAUAUAAUUUUGUUUGACCAUAAUUUCUGACUAUUUGACUAGUUAGUUUUACCAUAAGACUGUCAGACAUUCCUCUUGUGCAGUGACUUUUUGAGAAUGACUGGGGAAAUUAUUAAGGAUUUCUUAACAAUGUGAUGUGAUCUACAAAUGAUGGUCACUAUCAAGAUAUUCUUCAGAGAUCACUUUCAUUUUUCAGCCAUAUGGACGUCCGUGUUGGAAGGAUGACAGGUCUAAGGAAGUGAUGUUGGAGUCUUCAGUUAACAAUAAGAAAAGAUGCAUCCCGAGUUCUCUGACACAAUUGUGCAAACAGCUUGAGGACAGAAUCAUGCAGAUAUCACAGCGUUACUCCAUCUGUGAUGAAGACCGACAGUCUCUGACUGCAGUGCUGUCCUCUGAGCUGGCUCUGAUUUGGCAGGACCUGAAAAUCCGUCCCGUGGACUCCACACUGAGCCGGGAUGAGAAAGUGCAGCUGCAUCGCCAGACCUUCAGCGAGGUUCUGCACAUCUGUGAGCAGCUGUUUCUGCGCUACCUUCACCUGACAGAGACUCUGCGGAGGCGAGGGGUCUUCAGCGAUUGUGCCAACCGCAAGAGGCUGGCAGCUCAGUUGGCCGUGGACUGCACCAGUCUCUUGAAUAUUCGUUCAAUACGAUGCCGGAUUGUCACAGGAAUCAAGGCUAUGAGGAGUACUGUAAUACAGCAAAAAGCUUUACAAACAGAGACGUGCACACAGGAAAAAACUGUGGAGGAUGACCUCAGGGAGAUUCAGGAUAAAAUCGGGGAGCUGGAUCUACAAAGUGUGUAUGACCUUCUGCCCUGCAACAUGGAGCAAAUCUUAUAUAAGACCGACAAUCAGUGUACGGCAAGACAUACAAAUACAUGUUUUGCCUUUAUGUAUGCAACUACAUGUUGUUUUAAAGAGACCCAAAAACUACUACUAAUGCUUAAAGAAGCCUUGACCUUCUUUAAUUCUAGCAGACUCUAAAAGCUUGUGACCCUCAGGCCAUUCAAGAAUAAGUAGACUGUCUAUUUCUUCAGUAAAGCAUUUCAAACCUUU
Messenger RNA from Danio rerio (zebrafish), 1399 nucleotides. NCBI's taxonomy places the organism in Eukaryota, Metazoa, Chordata, Actinopteri, Cypriniformes, Danionidae. The record is from RefSeq.